Molecule: messenger RNA, 7927 nt
Organism: Penaeus monodon (black tiger shrimp)
Lineage: Eukaryota; Metazoa; Arthropoda; Malacostraca; Decapoda; Penaeidae
Gene: para
Product: sodium channel protein para-like
Biological process (GO): neuronal action potential; membrane depolarization during action potential; sodium ion transmembrane transport
Cellular component (GO): voltage-gated sodium channel complex; plasma membrane
Molecular function (GO): calcium ion binding; voltage-gated sodium channel activity
Source: RefSeq, a predicted model, not a curated record
CGCGGUUAAAUCCAGUGACCCGGGACACCCUGGCGAGGCAAGUUCACACACAACAUACGUUCUGUGUAUACGUCUGAAAGGCUGGUACAUACUAUAUGUAUGACGAAAACCUGCUUCUUGUGUCUCCUAGUUGACUGUAGCCGACUGUACUGGCAGCGGAUGUGAUCGUCCUUCUUGGUCUUUGGUGGAGCUGCUGCUGGAGAGAGGGAGAAGCAGUUGCCACCGCAGAAGAGCAACAGCAGUGCCACCGUCAGAGCCCCCUACAGUGUGACCAUCAGAGAGCACAGACCUGCGCUGGGCGGCGGAUAUGACCUGGGCUCAGCUGUAGAAAAUGAGUGAGGAAUCCGAGUCUCUUAACGAGGAGGAACGAAGUUCAUUUCGUCCGUUUACCCGAGACAGUCUAGCUGCUAUAGAAGCACGGGUAGCGGAGGAAAAUGCAAAGAAGAAUGAACUACAAAGCUGUCUAUAAUGACGACGACGACGAUGAAGGACCACAGGCAGAUCCUAACUUGGAACAGGGGAUGCCCGUUCCGAACCGCCUCAUCCAGCAGUUCCCGGAGGAGUUGGUUGGCACGCCCCUGGAGGACAUCGAUCCGUUCUACCAUAACCAGAAGACGAUGGUGGUCAUAAGCAAAGGAAAGGACAUUUUUCGAUUCAGUGCCACAGACGCCAUGUGGAUCCUUAGUCCCUUCAAUCCUGUUCGGCGGACAGCCAUUUUCAUUCUCAUCCAUCCCCUCUUCAACCUGUUCAUUAUCUGCACCAUCUUAGCCAACUGCGUCCUCAUGAUUGUGCCGGCCACGGAGAAAGUAGAGGCUUCAGAAGUUCUCUUCACAGCAAUCUACACCUUCGAGUCUGGUGUGAAAGUAAUGGCCAGAGGGUUCAUUUUAGAAGGGUUCACAUAUCUACGCGACGCCUGGAACUGGCUGGACUUUAUAGUAAUAGCCUUAGCAUAUGUGACAAUGGGCAUUGACCUGGGUAACUUGGCAGCCUUGAGAACCUUCAGAGUACUGAGAGCACUGAAGACUGUCGCUAUUGUCCCAGGACUGAAGACUAUCGUGGGUGCUGUGAUCGAGUCUGUGAAAAAUCUACGUGAUGUCAUCAUUCUUACCGUGUUUUCGCUCUCAGUGUUUGCCUUACUUGGACUACAGAUUUACAUGGGGGUAUUGACGCAAAAGUGUAUCAGAAAGUUUAAUUUUAGUAAAGAACAUUGGACACACGAGGAAUGGUACAACUUUACUUGUAACGAAACAAAUUGGUACGUGGAUGAGGAUCUAGGCGAAAAGCCAUUGUGCGGCAACAGUAGUGGUGCAGGGAAGUGUCCGAAAGACUACAUAUGUUUACAAGGCUUUGGCCCCAAUCCCAACUAUGGGUACACAAGUUUUGACACCUUCGGCUGGGCCUUCUUAUCAGCUUUCCGACUGAUGACCCAAGAUUUCUGGGAGAGUUUAUAUCAAUUGGUGCUACGUGCGGCCGGACCCUGGCACAUCCUGUUCUUCGUCUUAAUCAUCUUCAUGGGUUCAUAUUACCUGGUGAACCUCAUUCUGGCCAUCGUCGCCAUGUCCUACGAUCAGCUGCAGAAGAAGGCCGAAGAGGAGGAGGAAGCUGCUCUUGCAGAAGAAGAGGCCAUUCGCAAACAACAAGAGGAGGCGCAGAAGAUGCACGACAUGGCGAUCCUGAUGGCGCAAGGCGAGAUCGAGGGGUCUGUAGCCAAGUCCCCCUCCAUGUUCUCCAGCAGGUCCUACGGUCUGUACGUGGAUCCAGGAGAUGGCAUUGACGACAACCAGAAGGAGAGUCUGUCCGUGAAGAGCGAAGGAGGCGAGUCAAUCACGGACUCGAAGCCAUCACGCCCCAACGGAAAACUCCCAAGGAAGGCGAGUCUUAGCCUCCCUGGCUCACCUUAUAACAUUCGAAAAGGGUCCCGGGGUAGCCACCAAUUCACCUGGCGGACCGCUAACGGCCGGCGCUUUGGCGACAAGAAGCCUCUGGUGCUGUCCACGUACCUGGACGCACAGGAGCACCUGCCAUACGCCGACGACUCCGCCGCGGUCACACCCAUGAGCGAGGAAAACGGUGCCAUCAUCGUGCCUGUGUAUACAACCCUGGGCUCCCGCCACAACUCCUACACUUCCCACACGUCCCGUAUAUCCUACACCUCCCACGGGGAUCUAAUCAACGGCAAGCCACCCACCAAAGAGUCUCAGCUCCUGAACAGGAUGGCCUCCCACGUCCCAGAGCUGGACAAUAAGCAUAUGCUGCAGAUGCUACCGCUCAGACUGGAGGGCGAAGCAUUGACAAAGAAGGAUGACGAAGUUAUUGAUAACAUCAUUCGGGAAAUAUUUGGCCCUGAUAUCAACCUAGAAUAUAUCGACAAAGAUGCAUCGGUUCAAGGCACUCCUCUAGGAAGGUCCAAAGAGAAUGUGGUUGACACGUCAAUGGAACAGGAGGAGGUGUUGCAGUUCAAGUUGAAGAACCAGGACGCCAACCCGUUCAUCGACCCCAUCCAGAAACACGCCGUCCUCGACAUGCGAGAUGUGAUGGUCCUCAAUGAGAUCAUUGAGCAAGCUGAGGCACAGGCGGGAAGACAGAGCCAAGCCAGUGAACAUGCAGACGAAGAGGUUUCUUACUAUUAUUUCCCUGCAGACGAGGAGGAAGAAACUCUUAAGGAUAAGAUCAGGCGAAAAGUGUACGAAUACUUGAUGAAAGGCAUCGACCUCUUCUGUGUCUGGGACUGUUGUAGGGUUUGGGUCAGAUUUGCAGAAUUUGUUGAGACCAUUAUCUUUGAUCCAUUUGUGGAAUUGUUCAUCACUCUCUGUAUCGCCGUCAACACACUCUUCAUGGCCAUGGACCACUACGGCAUGAACAAGGAUUUUGAAAACUUCUUGAAGACUGGAAACUACUUUUUUACGGCCACCUUCAGUAUCGAGUGCUUCGCCAAAAUCAUCGCCAUGAGUCCCAAGUAUUACCUCCAAGAAGGGUGGAAUAUCUUCGACUUCAUCAUCGUGGCGCUGUCGCUACUCGAGCUGGGUCUUGCCAACGUGUCUGGCCUGUCGGUGUUGAGGUCGUUUCGAUUGCUUCGUGUCUUCAAGCUGGCGAAGUCUUGGCCGACACUCAACCUCCUCAUUUCCAUCAUGGGUAAGACCGUUGGCGCCUUGGGUAACCUGACCUUCGUCUUGUGUAUUAUCAUCUUCAUUUUCGCCGUCAUGGGCAUGCAGCUCUUCGGCAAGAAUUACACAGACAACGUGAGCCGCUUCAAGCCGAGCGCCGACGGCCAACUGCCGCGCUGGAACUUCAUAGAUUUCAUGCACUCGUUCAUGAUCGUGUUCCGGGUGCUGUGCGGAGAGUGGAUCGAGAGUAUGUGGGACUGCAUGCUGGUCGGCGAUUGGCCAUGCAUCCCCUUCUUCUUGGCCACUGUCGUCAUCGGAAACUUGGUCGUACUGAACCUUUUCUUAGCCCUGUUGCUGAGCAGCUUCGGGGCCUCGAACCUGUCAGCGCCGGUGAGUGACGGAGAACCCAACAAGCUCGCUGAAGCUUUCGACCGCAUCGCCCGCUUCAAGCUGUGGGUGAAGCGAACGGCCAUGAACGGACUGAAGCUUGUCCGGUCCAAGCUCACCAACCAGAUAAGCGAUCAGACUCCAGUGUUGGCACGGCGUCUUACAGACCCUCGAGGCGUGGAGGCCGACGAGAUCCUCGCAGACGGACAGACCCUGUGCAAGAAGAUGGCCAAGGACCACACGCAGGUCGACAUCCCCAUGGACGGAAUCGACCUCGUAGACGGGAAGAUGAAGAACAAAUCCGUCAUCAACAACAGCAAACACAUCGGCAACUCGAUCGGCAAGGACAACCGCGACGUCAUCGAGAACGACUACAGCAACAAGAAGAUCGUCCGGCUGGAGGAGGACGCCGUCAGCAACAACUCCCUGGGCUCGCACAAGAACCAGAAGCUGAAGAGCGACAGCGGAAGCCACAAGGGGUCGACGGAAUCCCUCGAUGACGGAGAGGAGAAGAAAGAUGCCAGUAAGGAGGACCUCGAGGAUGGUAUGCUACUUGAUGAUUUCCAGGGAUCGAGCGGGGACGAGGAGAUGGGAGACGAGGAAAACGCCAUGCCCAUUAUGGACACCGGAAGUGACGUGGGCCUAGACUACCCUUCGGAGUGUUUCAAGGAGAGCUGUUACAUCAAGUGUCCCUGGUGUAGGGGCGACCCCGAAUCUCCGUUCUGGCAAGGCUGGGGCCACCUGCGUCUCAAGACCUAUCAGCUGAUCGAAAACAAGUACUUCGAAACGGCCGUCAUCACCAUGAUCCUGCUGUCCUCAAUGGCCUUGGCGCUGGAGGACGUCGAUCUAAAGGGCCGGCCGGCGCUCCAGGAUAUCCUGUACUACAUGGACAGGAUCUUCACGGUCAUCUUCUUCAUUGAGAUGUUGAUCAAGUGGGUUGCGCUUGGCUUCGCUAAGUACUUCACCAACGCUUGGUGUUGGCUCGACUUUCUCAUUGUCAUGGUGUCCUUGAUUAACCUUGUGGCAACCCUGGCCGGCGCAGGCAAAAUUCAGGCGUUCAAAACGAUGCGAACGCUACGUGCGCUGCGUCCCCUGAGGGCCAUGUCCCGGAUGCAGGGCAUGAGGGUCGUCGUGAACGCUCUUGUGGGUGCCAUUCCCUCGAUCGUAAAUGUGCUCCUCGUGUGCCUCAUCUUCUGGCUCAUCUUUGCAAUCAUGGGCGUGCAACUCUUCAACGGCAGGUACCACAAGUGUCUUAACGCUGAUGGUGUGAGGGUGAGCGCAGAGGAAGUCCCCGACAAAACAAACUGCAUCAAGUUGAACUAUACGUGGGAGAACAGCGAGGUGCAUUUCGAUCACGUGGGCAUGGCGUACCUCGCGCUAUUCCAGGUGGCCACGUGGAAGGGAUGGAUCCAGAUCAUGAACGACGCUAUUGAUGCCACUCAGCUGGAACAACAACCUCGGCGUGAGUACAACAUCUAUAUGUAUUUGUACUUCGUGUUCUUCAUUAUCUUUGGCUCUUUCUUCACUCUCAACCUCUUCAUCGGUGUCAUCAUCGACAACUUCAAUGAACAGAAGAAAAAGGCAGGAGGCUCUCUCGAAAUGUUCAUGACGGACGAUCAGAAGAAAUACUACAACGCCAUGAAGAAAAUGGGUUCCAAAAAGCCCUUGAAAGCUAUUCCAAGACCACAGUUCCGCCCACAAGCCGUGGUGUUCGAGAUAGUGACCAACAAGAAGUUUGACAUGAUCAUCAUGAUUUUCAUCGGACUGAACAUGCUUACGAUGACUUUGGAUCACUACAAUAUGACCGAUGAAUGGAAGAUGGUGCUCGACUACCUGAAUCUCGUCUUCAUAUGCAUCUUCACCUCCGAAUGUGUUUUGAAGGUGUUCGCCCUCCGUUGGCACUACUUCAAGGAGCCGUGGAAUCUCUUCGACUUCGUAGUGGUCAUCAUGUCUAUCCUUGGUCUGGUGCUGAAGGACAUCAUAGAACGCUACUUCGUGUCCCCAACGUUGCUUCGAGUGGUCCGCGUGGCGAAGGUGGGCCGAGUCCUGCGUCUAGUGAAGGGAGCCAAGGGCAUCCGAACGCUCCUCUUCGCCUUAGCCAUGUCCUUGCCCGCGCUCUUCAACAUCUGUCUGCUGCUCUUCUUGGUUGUAUUUAUCUUUGCAAUCUUCGGCAUGUCAUUCUUCAUGAACGUCAAACACACUGGGGCCUUGGACUCUGUUUACAACUUCGAGACGUUCUUCCAGUCUUUCAUUUUGCUGUUCCAAAUGAUGACGUCAGCUGGGUGGGAUAGUGUACUUUCUGGCAUUAUCAAUGAGAGGGACUGCCGGCAGCCUGAUCCGGAGACCGGCGAUCCUGGUAACUGCGGUAACCAAGCUAUCGGUAUAGCCUACCUAAUGGCCUACCUGGUAAUGACCUUCCUUAUCAUUAUCAACAUGUACAUCGCUGUCAUCCUCGAGAAUUACUCCCAAGCAACAGAAGACGUGGAAGAAGGUCUCACCGACGAUGACUACGAUAUGUACUAUGAGAUCUGGCAGCAGUUUGAUCCCAAAGGCACACAGUUUAUCGAAUUCUCCACUCUCUCACAAUUUUUGGAUGUACUAGAGCCUCCCCUUCAGAUUCACAAGCCAAACAAGUACAAAAUUGUGUCAAUGGAUAUCCCCAUUUGCAAAGGAGACCUUGUAUUCUGCGUUGAUAUCCUUGAUGCAUUGACUAAGGACUUCUUCGCUCGUAAAGGAAACCCAAUUGAAGACUCUGGGGAUAUAGGUGAAGUAGCACCGCCUACAGACAGGCCUGGUUACGAACCAGUGUCCUCAACGCUAUGGCGUCAACGUGAAGAAUAUUGCGCUCGACUAAUACAACAAGCGUGGCGCAAACACCGUCAGCAUAAAGACCUCUCCUCACUCUCUGGAGCUGAUUCCCAAGAAGACUUCAAGCAAGCAGAUACCGCCGUCCUGGUGGAAAGUGAUGGAUAUAUAACAAAAAACGGCCAUAAGGUGGUGAUUCACUCGCGAUCACCAUCGUUGACGUCACGGUCCACAGAUGUGUGACUGAAAAAGGCGAGUAAAUAAGUUGUUGCUUUUUAUCUACUAAAAGGAGCCAGUUGUGAACAGCUUUAUCGAAAGGCUAUUGGCACACAGUCGUUUGCUAAGUGAAAAAAGCUCGACUAGAGGUCCCACAAGGCUCUGAUAUUAAAUAUAUGUAAAUCCGCCGUUAACGAACAGUUAACCUCGUUGGUGUUGGCGGUUGGACCACUCUUGCUCGGGAACACUUCACUCCUAAUGCCUUGUUGUUUAAGUUUACAGUCCAACUGUCCUCAUCAGCUUCCCGAUCUUCGAGUGCCGCACCCUCUGUGCAGAUAUUACUGGCCUAAGUGAUUCACUAUAUGUUUAUUUUUGUAUUUAACAUUCUGAAUGAUUAUUAGGCCCUUAGUUACCCAUCUUGGUACUGCUGUUGGGUUCAAGCGAGACUGGGGGAUAGUCUUCGCAACUCUCACUCGUAGCUGGCGCGGAGGUGACGAGAAGCCUGAUGACACUGCCACCCAUGGCCGCCCACACACGCCCACGCUCACAGUAUUGUUAACACCCGGUGUAUGAAGCACCGACAACACCACAUCCCAUCCCCGAGGACGGCCAGGGUGUGCACCAGACCGAGGCAGCAGAUGAGAAGGAAGCGGAGUUGUGGGUGGAAAGCCACGCAGCGCCAUGAGGGGGUUUCAUCACAGAGGAAACUGUGUACAUAGUGCAGGGGGGCGGAGUGGUGCUCACUGAACCUACGUGAUAUGGAAAAUUCCCUGGACAUGCGCAUUUUCCACCGGCAAAAAGACAGUUCUUGACAAGUAUUAGAGAAUCUUCGAUCUGCAUAAUUAACCAAGUUCAUGAACAGUGUGAUACACAAUGCCUUUACAGGAGUGCAUAAUGUAAAUAACGGGUGCACAGUAUGGUAGAAUCUGUUCGUUAGGCGUCUUCAUGGACAACCAGCCACCCGUCCUCCCCAGUCCUCAUCCUCUGCUCUUUCUCCUUCAACUCUUCCUUCACCUUGGCGCCCUGGUCUGUCCUUUAAUUUCAUCACAUUCAGCCUUCCAUUCCAUCCGUUACUUCUUUUAUAAAUCAGCAUGCAACUUUGCCCAUUCUUUGCGUCAUUGCCCACUCCUUUGUUUCAGCGUUCAUUUACCCUUUUUUUUCUUCGCUUGACUUUUCCUUUGUACGUGGAAGGCACUGCAUGAACAGCCUGCACUGAGCCAAUUCCCCUGGCGCAGUGCAGUCGGACCCUUCAGUAACCCAGUGACUGGCAUGCCUCUCUUAGGUUAGGCUCAGAUCACGGGCUCAAUCACAGGCUGCAGGAUUGGGCAAAGGAGCAAUACUCAGUUGUAGGGAAAGCCUGCUUCAAUAACAUUUUUAAAUAAGGCAGAAUGGAUGAUCAUCUGUCCUCUGGGGGA